AUGGUUUCUGCAGAAGAAACAACUGUUGAAGAGUUACCUAGAAAUUUUGCAAAAUUUCUACCUCAUAAAAAUAAAGUUGUUAAACGUCCUUCUGUUAAAGAUUAUAUCAAACUUCAUGAAGCUAACAAUAAAAGAUUUAAUAAUGAGAUUAGUAAUGGUGAUAGCUUUAGAAAUAAAAAAAUGUAUUGGGGACGUUUCAGAUCUGUUAGUGGAUAUUAUGAUGAGGGGGAUUAUAAUGCUGAUAAUAUUAUUGUGAAAAAUGAUGGAAAACAUAAAACAUCAAAAAAACAUGGAAGAAAAUUGGGUAAAGCAUUCCAUGAUUAUGGGCAACAUCUAGAAAAUAUUAUUUCAAAGACUGUUGAACAGUUUGAAAAAGAGAGAGGAUAUAGUGAUGUAGCUAAACUAUUGAAUGUUAGUCGAAAUUAUAUGAGCGAACAUCGUGAAUUGUCAACACAAAUGGAGAAAUUGACAUUUAUGAUAUCUGAAAUAAUGCAGUCUGGAGCAUCACAAGCGCAAUUAGAAGCUGAAGUAAAAAUUUGUUGUAUACUUUCAGUUAAAAUGUGGCCAAUAGAAAAUAAAGUACCAUUAUCAACAACAAGUCUUGUUGAUUUACUUAGAAUGACUAGAUCAUGGAAAAAAAGAGCACCUGAUCGUCCAGAAACAAAACCAACAAUAAUUUUGUCACAUAAUGGAUACAGUCGUUGUGGAAUAUUUAUUGCUGCAAAUGUAUGUAUAGAUCAAAUGGACAUGGAUAGAGAGGUGGAUGUUUUUCAUGCUGUUAAAAUGAUAAGAAUUAAUAGACCUCAAUUAAUUGAUAUUAAAGAUGAAUAUAAAUAUUUGUAUGAUCUUAUGCUUCAUUGGUACAUGACAUCACCAGAAUAUAGAAUUUACGAUAAUGAUGGAGAAAGUACAAAUACAACUGAAGAAAAUACUUUUUCACUAUCUUCAAUCCAAAAAAAUGAAAAUCAACCAUUUCAAAAUACAUCAUCUACAAGAUCAAGUACCAAAGAAAGAAAAAAUUAA
Molecule: messenger RNA, 1023 nt
Organism: Strongyloides ratti
Lineage: Eukaryota; Metazoa; Nematoda; Chromadorea; Rhabditida; Strongyloididae
Product: Protein-tyrosine phosphatase, receptor/non-receptor type domain and Protein-tyrosine/Dual specificity phosphatase domain and Protein-tyrosine phosphatase, catalytic domain-containing protein
Exons: 4
Coding region: 1-1023 (340 amino acids)
Biological process (GO): protein dephosphorylation
Molecular function (GO): protein tyrosine phosphatase activity
Source: RefSeq, a predicted model, not a curated record